Messenger RNA from Acipenser ruthenus (sterlet), 2403 nucleotides. Its product is annotated as BTB/POZ domain-containing protein 10-like. The transcript has 8 exons. NCBI's taxonomy places the organism in Eukaryota, Metazoa, Chordata, Actinopteri, Acipenseriformes, Acipenseridae. Gene Ontology annotation, biological process: positive regulation of phosphorylation. The record is from RefSeq and is a predicted model, not a curated record. Gene Ontology annotation, molecular function: protein binding. Bases 369 to 1829 code for a protein of 486 amino acids. Gene Ontology annotation, cellular component: cytoplasm.
UUGUCUUUCCAUUUGGAUCCCUUUUUCUAAAGCUGGUGCUUCUUGCAUCACACAGCUGCUGCUGCUGUUUGGUGAUGUAGUAAUUGCAGGCAUGAACGCUGCUCGCAGGAGGCUGAGGGGUCAGAAAGACGUCAGCAGCACUGCACUCCGCACGUCUCACUCCAUGCCUGUGAUUAAAAUGAUUUGUCUUUAUACUAUGAGCCUCCUGCUGCCUGAGCUGAAUGACUUUUUUUUCUUCUUGGAGGAUUUUUCUAUUAAAUAGCUCUCUAGCCUGCUCUAGCAAUGCUGCAGAAUGCUUUGGGGUGUUUAAACCUGAGGAACAUGCCAGGACGAUAAUGGGAGUAUAUCAAAUAUGAACUUUGAAAGUAAUGCCCAAGGAUGCUAAGACGGCUUCCAAAGCUGCUUUGUUCAGAGUAGCGCACGCCUUUUGUGCUUUCAUCCCUGAGUUCAUUUCAUGUUGCUUUGUCUUUAACCUGCAGUGCAAGGCAGCCGGUGGCCCAUCCCGUGCAUCAAAGCUAGAAUCUGAUCUCUCGAAGAUGAGUCUGCAUGGCGCUAGUGGAGGAUAUGACAGAUCAAGAGAUCGUCGGAGGUCAAGUGACCGAUCCCGGGACUCUUCACACGAAAGGGGAGAGAGCCAGUUGACCCCGUGCAUAAGGAACGUCACCUCCCCUACUAGGCAACACCACGGUGAUCGAGAAAGGGAGCACAACUCUUCAUCUCGGCCCACCAGUCCCCGUCCUCAGAAAGCCUCUCCUAAUGGCUCCACUGGUAGUGGUGUCACCAGCAGUAGAAACAGCAGUCUGUCCAGCACAGAGGGGAACUGUAAGGCUGUUGGUGUUGGGGAGAUGGUGUUUGUGUAUGAAAAUGCAAAGGAAGGCACAAGGAACAUGAGAACCUCAGAACGAGUAACACUCAUUGUGGACAACACUAGAUUUGUAGUAGAUCCUGCCAUCUUCACCGCACAGCCUAACACUAUGCUGGGAAGAAUGUUUGGAUCUGGCAGGGAACAUAAUUUCACGCGUCCUAAUGAAAAGGGAGAGUAUGAGGUGGCAGAGGGAAUCGGCUCCACUGUGUUUAGAGCUAUUCUGGAUUAUUAUAAAUCUGGGAUAAUCCGCUGCCCUGAUGGAAUCUCUAUUCCAGAGCUGAGGGAGGCGUGUGACUAUCUCUGCAUCUCCUUCGACUAUAGUACUAUUAAGUGCAGGGACCUGAGUGCACUAAUGCAUGAGCUCUCCAACGAUGGAGCACGUAGGCAGUUUGAGUUUUAUCUGGAGGAGAUGAUCCUGCCGCUGAUGGUAGCCAGUGCCCAGAGUGGGGAGAGAGAGUGCCAUAUUGUAGUGCUGACAGAUGAUGAUGUUGUCGACUGGGAUGAAGAAUAUCCUCCACAGAUGGGAGAAGAGUAUUCACAGAUAAUUUACAGCACAAAGUUGUAUCGGUUCUUCAAAUAUAUAGAAAAUAGAGAUGUUGCCAAAUCUGUUCUGAAGGAACGAGGCCUGAAGAAAAUCCGAUUAGGCAUUGAAGGUUACCCCACAUACAAAGAAAAAGUGAAAAAGAGGCCAGGUGGCCGCCCAGAGGUGAUUUAUAAUUAUGUCCAGAGACCCUUCAUCAGAAUGUCUUGGGAAAAGGAGGAAGGGAAGAGUCGGCAUGUGGAUUUCCAGUGUGUGAAGAGCAAAUCCAUCACUAAUUUAGCCGCGGCUGCAGCGGACAUUCCCCAGGACCAGCUGGUGGUGAUGCACCCCACCCCACAGGUUGAUGAGCUGGAUAUCCUCCCGAUUCACCCCCCACCAGGCAACAACGAUCCCGAUCCUGAUGCACCGUCUCCUGCUGUCUGAAGAAGAGCCACAUCUUGAAAUCACAGCAUGCUGCUGUCGGAGUGGCACUGCUAUCUGAAUAGCUCACAGUUUAUCCACAGCCUUAGAUGUUCAAAUAAAUGAUGUGACACCAAAAAAGUGAUGCGUUUUAAUUUACCACCUUUUUAUUUCCAAAGGAGUAAACUAGUUAAUUCUACAAAACUAUAUACAGCAAGUGGCAAAAAAAGGAAAAUAAUGUAAGUUUUCAUACUUGAUUCUUUUGACAAGCCCACUGUUUUCAAUGCAGCCUGGCAGCAUUAAGUGUUUACCGGUUGGGGCUUUUGCGUUGUUUGGUGCUUUUUGUGUUUUCAGUUGGCUUCCACUAGCAAAGUUUUGAACAUUUACAUGUAUCUGAGGAGGUGAAUCAAAACGCAAGGGAAUUGAGCACUUAUUAAAAGAACAGCAUUAUAGUGAUGCGUGGGGUUUAACUGAUUGGUUUCAGGGUUGUUUUUUUUAUAUGCUUUUAAAGAUGUAUUCAGCUGAAUGUGUGUCCUAAUGUCAGGAUCCGUUUUUGUUUGUUAAGACUUAAUAUGUUUUAAUAAAGAAUUCAAAGGCA